Messenger RNA from Austrofundulus limnaeus, 2300 nucleotides. Its product is annotated as lamin-B receptor. Gene Ontology annotation, cellular component: nuclear inner membrane. The record is from RefSeq and is a predicted model, not a curated record. Gene Ontology annotation, biological process: cholesterol biosynthetic process. NCBI's taxonomy places the organism in Eukaryota, Metazoa, Chordata, Actinopteri, Cyprinodontiformes, Rivulidae. Gene Ontology annotation, molecular function: Delta14-sterol reductase activity.
GCCCCCUCCUCCUCCUCCUCCUCCACCUCCCACCUGGAUUUUGGAGGGAAGAUCGGAGCAAUCUUCUGGCUGCUCUUCCUGCCAGCCUGGGUUCUGUUUCUGAUCCUCCAAGUCAACCAGGAGGAUCCAAGUCUGACAAACUUUCCUCGUGCUCUGCCUUCGCUCCAAACCUUCUGGGAUUUCCAAGCAUUUGGCUUCGUCCUCCUCUGGAUCCUUUUCCAGGCUCUGCUUUACAUUUUACCUGUUGGACAGCUGAGUGAAGGCAUGCCCCUGAGGUCCGGAGAGAAGCUCAGAUACAGAACCAAUGGGUUUUUUGCCAUGGUGGUCAGUGCUGUGUUGGUGGCAGCAGCAGUGUACCACGGUGUAGACCUGACCUACAUCCACAGCCACUUCCUGCAGCUGGCCACGGCCUCCUUCCUCGUCUCCCUGCUGCUCAGCAUCUACCUGUUCAUCCGCUCGCGCUCUGCCGGCCCCGAGCAGCGGGCUCUGGGUGGAAACUCAGGUAACGUGGCCUACGAUUUUUUCAAAGGACGUGAGCUCAAUCCACGCAUCAACAACUUUGAUCUGAAAUUUUUCUGUGAAAUGCGUCCUGGACUCAUCGGCUGGUGUUUAAUUAACUUGGCCAUGGCUCUGGCUGAGAUGAAGCAGCAGGGUCUGGAUGCUCCGUCACACUCCAUGAUCCUGGUGAACGUCUUCCAGCUGCUGUAUGUGACGGACGGCCUGUGGAACGAGGAGGCCAUCCUCACCACCAUGGACCUGAUGCAUGAUGGUUUUGGCUUCAUGUUGGCUUUUGGAGAUCUGGUGUGGGUUCCCUUUACUUACACCCUGCAGGCGUAUUACCUGGUGGGUCACCCAAACCCCCUGAGCCCCCCGCUCCUCACAGCCAUCAUCCUUCUCAAACUUGUUGGAUUCUACAUCUUCAGGAAGUCCAACUCAGAGAAAAAUGCCUUCAGGAGGAACCCGUCGGACCCCAAACUGUCCCACCUGAAGACCAUCCCCACAGCUACAGGGAAGAGUCUGCUGGUGUCAGGCUGGUGGGGCGUGGUCCGCCACCCCAACUAUCUGGGAGACCUGGUCAUGGCUCUGGCCUGGUCCCUCCCCUGUGGCUUCUCCCACCUCCUGCCGUGGUACUACAUGAUUUACUUCAUCAUUCUGCUCGUGCACAGAGACUCACGUGACAUGAGCGAGUGCAGGAGGAAGUACGGCUCAGCGUGGGACGAGUACUGCCGGACCGUGCGCUACCGGAUCAUUCCUGGUGUGUACUGAGGGAGCAGAGCUGACACCGCUCAGAGCCCUUUCACACACACUUCCACUUUUUAUAAGAAGAACUGUUUUAGUUUGAAAAUCUCACAUCUGGAUUGACAUAAAUUUAUGAUGGAUAAAAAGACUCAUAUUUUAGACUUAUUUUUUUAGGAACGACCCUUUUUUAAUGGUAAAGACUUAAAAACGACAACUUGAAAAAGUUUACAAAAUAGUGAAAAUUUGAAGAAAAAAAUUUAUUUUGUAGGAAUGACUUGUUAGGACGUACUGUAUAUUUUUGUAUAUACACAUUUGUUUUUAUACUUGGAAAAAUUACACCCCUCAAAACUUUCUAUAUCUUUUUUUUAACAGUUUAUUUUUGGUUUAUGUUUUUAAACUGCUUCCAUAUCAGCUUGGCUAUUAUGAGAUAACUCUGUACGCUUUUUUUAUUUUUUAUUUUUGAUAAAAGGUGCAGUGAAACUAUGACUUCUCAGGACCUGGGACUUUGUCUGAAUUGAACCAGGAGUUUUGUCUUGAUUCUUUUGUUCAUAAUUUUACACAGAAAUCAUCUAGUUUUGACUUGUGAGUGUGAAAUGAUUUUAGGUUUCUGAGAAAUGCACUAUUGUGUUUUUGUUUGAUUCCAAAGCGUAUUUAAUUUGGCUUGGCUACCUCAGGUUAACUCACUGUCCUGUUCUUCCUGCUCAGUGCCUCUAGGUGGCAGUGUGUGCGAUGAGUUCACACAGUUCAGUGUGUCCUCCAGUGUCACAGGGAUGUAGAAAACGUGGCUACGACUUCAGCCUUUGUUUUAAAUCUACCUGUAAAUUGUUCUGGUAGUCUCUGCAAAGUGUUUCUGUUUGCCACACAUUAUUUGAUCAGGGCUCAUACACCGUCGAGGAAAAAUCUGGAAUUUACUUUUAGUGUUUUAGGACUGAAAAGUCUGGAGAAACUUCCAGAUGUUUGUUUCCUUAAGAUUAAACAAGGUUUUAAACCAGCUCUUAUUUUGUUCAACUUUGCUUCCUGAAUUUGGCACUUUGGAAGUAAAAACAUGUAAUGAAGUAUGA